This is a messenger RNA of Hordeum vulgare subsp. vulgare (domesticated barley), 5424 nucleotides long. Its product is annotated as E3 ubiquitin-protein ligase KEG. Gene Ontology annotation, cellular component: trans-Golgi network; early endosome. The record is from RefSeq and is a predicted model, not a curated record. Bases 211 to 5094 code for a protein of 1627 amino acids. The transcript is spliced from 15 exons. Gene Ontology annotation, molecular function: metal ion binding; ATP binding; ubiquitin-protein transferase activity. Gene Ontology annotation, biological process: defense response; late endosome to vacuole transport; protein ubiquitination. Lineage: Eukaryota; Viridiplantae; Streptophyta; Magnoliopsida; Poales; Poaceae.
GCCCCAGCCCAGCCCAGGCUCCCACCGCAUCAUCACCAACCCCCCCUCUCCUCUCUCUGUCUGCUCUCUCUCUCCCUACUCCACCUCCCCUCAAAAAAUCCAACCUCCUCCCUGCAAAGUGCAAACCCCACACCCAGAUCUACCUAGCCUAGGGCACCGGCGCGGCCCCAAAACCCCACCCCCCACCCGGGCGCGGCGCGGCGCGGCGCGAUGCGGGUGCCGUGCUGCUCGCUCUGCCACGUCCGCUACGACGAGGACGAGCGCGCGCCGCUGCUCCUCCACUGCGGCCACGGCUUCUGCCGCGCCUGCCUCGCGCGCAUGCUCGCCGCCGCGCCGGGCGCCGUCCUCCCGUGCCCGCGCUGCCGCCACCCCACCGCCGUCGGCAACUCCGUCUCCGCGCUCCGCAAGAACUUCCCCGUCCUCUCGCUCCUCUCCGACUCCCCCUCCUCCCCGUCCUUCCUGCACUCCGACUCCGGCUCCUCCGACGACGACGAGGACGACUUCUUCGCCCGCCCCAAGCGCGCCCCUGCGCCCGCCGCCGCCCCGCCACCCUGCACCUCCCUCGACCUCGCCUCGCACCCGGACCUCAAGCUGGCCCGCCGCAUCGGGACCGGCCCGCCUGGCCCCGCCGGCCAGGAGGUCUGUGCCGCCACGCUCUCCCGUGCUGCCCGGCCUGGUGCUGCUGGUGCCAAGAGAUGUAAGCACCCGGUGGCGGUCAAGAGGGUGCCCCUGUCGGCCGCCGAUGAGCUUGAGGGUGUUCAGGAGGAAGUAGAGCGGUUGAGACGAGCCUCCACCUGGUGCCGGAAUGUCUGCACCUUCCAUGGCGCGCUCAAGCUCGAUGGCCACCUCUGCUUCGUCAUGGAUCGCUACCCAGGGUCUGUGCAGGAAGAGAUGCGGCAGAACGGUGGACGCCUCACCCUUGAGCAGAUCCUCAGGUACGGCGCAGAUAUUGCUCGUGGAGUAGCAGAGCUACAUGCAGCGGGUAUUGUUUGUAUGAGUAUAAAGCCGUCCAAUAUUCUUUUAGAUGCAAACGGCCAUGCAGUCGUUUCCGACUACGGUCUUUCUGCAAUUUUGAAGAACCUCACCAGUCGGAAAGUGCCUGAUGACUCCAACAUGUCUGGCAUGGAUGCUACGGUGCUUAGUCCCAAUUAUACAGCCCCAGAGGCAUGGGGACCAUUGAAGAAGUCACUGAAUCUGUUUUGGGAUAGUGCAAAUGGAAUAUCACCAGAGUCAGAUGCAUGGAGUUUUGGAUGCACACUUGUGGAAAUGUGUACUGGAGCUGUUCCAUGGACUGGGCUAAGUGCAGAGGACAUUUAUAAGUCUGUCGUAAAAGAAAAGAAGCCACCUCCACAGUAUUCAAGAGUAGUAGGCGUAGGACUUCCUGGAGAGUUGUGGAAGAUGAUUGGUGAUUGUUUGCAAUUCCGUGCCUCAAGAAGACCAUCUUUCCAGGACAUGCUAAAAACUUUUCUUCGCCAUCUACUAGAAAUACCAAGGAGCCCUCCUGCAAGUCCCGAGAAUGAUUUCACAAAUGUAAGCUUGCCGAAUGGUGUGGAACCAUCACGAACCUCCAUGUUGGACCUCGUUCAUGAUAAUCCGAAUGCUUUACAUCAUCUUGUGUCCGAAGGAAAUGCUGCUGGUGUUAGGGAUCUACUUUCAGAGGCCGCCUCAACGGGAAAUUCUGGUUUAAUUCAUUCCCUCUUAGAAGCACAAAACACAGAUGGAUACACUGCGUUGCAUUUAGCAUGCCGUAGAGGUUCGGCAGAGCUUGUGGAAGCUAUUGUAGCUUACCAAGAGAAUGUAGACAUAUUAGACAGGGAUGAAAGCCCUCCAAUUGUAUUUGCUUUGGCUGCCGGCUCUCCACAAUGUGUUCGUGCACUUAUAAGGAGAUCUGCUAAUGUUAAUUCUAUGCUAAGAGAAGGCCUUGGUCCUUCUCUUGCUCAUAUCUGUGCUCAUCAUGGUCAACCAGAGUGCAUGCAAGAAUUGCUCAUGGCUGGAGCUGAUCCUAAUGCAGUAGAUGGAGAAGGUGAAUCUAUUCUGCAUAUUGCUGUGGCCAAGAGAUAUACUGACUGUGCUAUUGUCAUACUGGAAAAUGGAGGUUGCAGUUCUAUGAGCAUACCAAAUUCCCAGAAUAAGACGCCAUUGCAUUUAUGCAUCGAGACAUGGAACGCCAGUUUGGUGAAAAGAUGGGUCGAAGUUGCAUCGCGAGAGCAGAUAGUUGAAGCGGUUGAUGUACCUAGUCAUGUUGGAACAGCUUUGUGCAUGGCAGCUGCUCUUAAAAAGGAGCACGAGAAAGAGGGCCGAGAGUUGGUAAGAAUAUUGCUGGCUGUCGGUGCUGAUCCUACAGCAGAAGAUGACCCACAUUGCCGAACUGCAUUGCAUACUGCAGCAAUGAUCAACGAUGCAGAAUUGGUGAAGAUUAUCCUCGAUGCUGGAGUUGAUGUAAAUAUAAGAAAUGCUCAAAACACAACACCACUUCAUGUUGCACUGAACAGAGGUGCAAACUCAUGUGUUGGCUUGCUUUUAGCUGCUGGGGCAGAUUGUAAUCUACAGGAUGACGAUGGUGAUAAUUCUUUUCACAUAGCUGCUGAUGCAUCCAAAAUGAUUCGAGAAAACCUGACCUGGGUUGUUCAAAUGCUGGAACACCCAUCACCUGCUGUUGAUGUGAGAAACCACAGAGGUUGGACGUUGCGAGAUUUUCUUGAGAGGCUCCCACGAGAAUGGAUUUCUGAAGAGCUGAUGGAAAAACUUGAAGAUAAAGGAGUUCAUCUCUCACCAACCAUAUAUGAUGUUGCGGAUUGGGUUAAAUUUAGAAGAACAGUUACUUCUCCGGAUUUUGGCUGGCAAGGUGCUGGACCCAAAAGUAUUGGCUUUGUCCAGUCUAUUGUAGACAAUGACCACCUUAUUGUAUCAUUUUGCUCUGGAGAAGCCCGUGUGUUGACCAGUGAAGUUAUCAAGGUCAUCCCAUUGAAUAGGGGCCAGCAUGUGCAGCUCAAAGCUGAUAUUUUGGAGCCAAGAUUUGGAUGGCGUGGUCAGUCACGAGAUAGCAUUGGCACAGUUCUCUGUGUCGAUGAUGAUGGGAUCUUGAGAGUUGGUUUUCCAGGAGCAUCUAGGGGAUGGAGGGCUGAUCCUGCUGAAAUUGAAAGGGUUGAAGAAUAUAAGGUUGGCAACUGGGUCCGGAUUCGUCCCUCACUAACGGUUGCCGUACAUGGCAUGGAAUCUAUUACGCCUGGAAGCGUUGGUGUUGUAUACUCGAUCAGACCAGACAGCAGCCUUUUAUUGGGCCUCUGCUAUCUGUCCAAUCCAUGGCUUUGUGAGCCAGAGGAGGUCGAACAUGUUGACCCCUUCAAGAUUGGACACCAAGUUUGCGUAAAGAGAUCUAUUGCAGAGCCCAGAUACGGCUGGGGUGGUGAAACUCAUCACAGCGUGGGAAAAAUAAUCGACAUCGAGAGUGAUGGUCUGCUCAUAAUUGAUAUCCCUAAUCGAUCUGCACAUUGGCAGGCAGAUCCAUCAGACAUGGAGAAGAUCGAUGAUUUUAAGGUUGGUGAUUGGGUUAGAGUCAAAGCAACAGUCCCAUCCCCAAAAUAUGGCUGGGAGGAUGUGACUCGUAGCAGCAUCGGUGUAGUUCAUAGUCUAGAAGAAGAUGGGGACAUGGGUGUUGCUUUCUGCUUCAGAAGCAAGCUUUUUCUUUGUUCGGUAGCAGACAUAGAGAAGGCACAGCCAUUUGAAGUGGGUGAAAAGGUUCAUGUGUUACCUUCCAUAUCUGAGCCACGCCUUGGAUGGUCAAAUGAAACUGCAGCAACCAUUGGGGCCAUCUCGAGGAUAGACAUGGAUGGCACUCUAAAUGUUAAGGUUUCCGGCAGAAACAGCUUGUGGAAGGUCGCUCCAGGUGAUGCUGAGAGGCUCUCAGCUUUUGAGGUUGGAGACUGGGUGCGUUUGAAGCCAAGUAUUGGGAGCAGACCUACUUAUGAUUGGAACAGUGUUGGAAAAAUAAGCAUAGCAGUGGUCCAUAGCAUUCAGGACUCUGGUUACCUGGAGCUGGCAGGUUGUUUCAGGAAAGGGAAAUGGUUAACUCACAAUACAGACAUCGAGAAAGUACAGCCCUUUAAGAUUGGUCAUCAUGUUCGGUUCCGUGCUGGAAUUUCAGAGCCGAGAUGGGGUUGGAGAGACGCAAAGCCUGAUUCGAGGGGCAUAAUUGCUGGUGUACAUGCUGAUGGAGAAGUAAGGGUGGCCAUCUUUGGUGUCCCUGGGUUGUGGAGAGGUGAUCCUGCAGAUCUAGAGAUUGAGCAAGUCUUUGAGGUUGGAGACUGGGUAAGGCUGAAGAAUAAUGCAGAUGACUGGAAGUCACUCAAACCAGGUAGCAUUGGGGUGGUGCAUGGGAUUGGAUAUGAAGAUGAUGCUUGGGAUGGAACCAUCCAUGUGGCAUUUUGCGGUGAGUUGGAAAGAUGGAUAGGGUUUUCUAGCCAGCUUGAAGAAGUCAGCAGGUUUGUUGUUGGGCAGCGUGUGCGGAUCAGAGGAUGUAUCCGCCAGCCAAGAUUUGGAUGGUCUAAUCAUAAUCAUUCAAGUAUAGGGACCAUCUCAUCUGUUGAUGCUGAUGGGAAGCUAAGGAUUCACACACCAGCUGGUGCCAGGGCUUGGUUGAUAGACCCAGCAGAGGUGGAAAAAGUGGAGGAAGAGGAGGAAGUCUGCAUUGGAGACUGGGUAAAGGUUAAGGACUCGGUUCUAAUCCCCACAUAUCAAUGGGGUGAUGUGAACCACAACAGCAUAGGGGUGGUCCACAGGGCCGGGGCUGGGGAGCUCUGGGUUUCAUUCUGUUUCUGCGAGAGACUAUGGUUAUGCAAAGGUUGGGAGGUGGAGAAGGUUAGGCCCUUCCGGCAAGGCGACAGAGUGCGGAUCCGAUCCGGUCUUGUUGCCCCGAGAUGGGGAUGGGGUAUGGAGACAUAUGCAAGUAAAGGUGAGGUUAUAGGCGUGGAUGCAAAUGGGAAGCUGAGGAUCAAGUUUCGGUGGAGGGACAGACUUUGGGUUGGGGACCCUGCUGAUGUGAUUCUCGAUGAUAUCCCAUCACCGACGGAAGCUUCUAAUGGCAUUUGUUCAUAGCCUUGGGCAUUCUUUUGACCCCAUACAUGAUUUCUUGCUCCCUUCCAUUGUGCACCAUUUCAUAUUUAAUGCAGUGGAGUUGCAAGUUGCACAUAGGUAUCUUCAUCGGAUAGGCAUGGCGGGCUGUAUUUUGCGUGUUGAUAGGCAGGAGGGGAAAGAAGAAGAGAGGGUGAAAACCUUGAAAUAGACAUGAUAACCAGCACCUAGGGUUCUUGCAUGCAUGUAUAAUUAUGCGCCUGACUCGUUUUUUUUUUCUCUUUCAGUGUAUCAUAUAGCAGUGUACAGGUUUGGACCUGAACAUUAAUUUAAUUGAUAGUGCCCCUGUCUGUA